Molecule: messenger RNA, 459 nt
Organism: Pelobates cultripes (western spadefoot toad)
Lineage: Eukaryota; Metazoa; Chordata; Amphibia; Anura; Pelobatidae
Source: the annotation of a GenBank genome assembly
AUGACAAACACACUCAGCGACUACUUUACGACAAACAGCACACCAGACAUACAACCAACCCCAGUGUGGCAGGCCCACAAAGCGGUCAUGCGAGGCCACAUGAUUAGCCAGGCAUCAUGUCUAAACAAAAAAUCUAAAGAAGAACACCGAACAUUAUUACGCACACUGAGGGACACAACCAAAGCGAACACCGUACAACCCACCCCGCAGAGAAUGCAAACAAUCACAGACACUACGGCACGCCUAAAUAAUCUAGAGCUAGCUAAGACCGCACACAUCCUACAAAAACUCAAACAAACAACGUACAUGCAAGGGAACAAAGCAGGGAAAUAUUUAGCAACACAACUCAGGCAAAAACAAUCUAACGCCAAGAUCCCAUACUUACUCACACAAGGAGGUGAAAAAAUACACAACCCGCAGGACAUAAACGACAACAUGGACAACAUGGCAACAUACUAA